Molecule: messenger RNA, 2475 nt
Organism: Corylus avellana
Lineage: Eukaryota; Viridiplantae; Streptophyta; Magnoliopsida; Fagales; Betulaceae
Source: RefSeq, a predicted model, not a curated record
CUAAGAAAGUGCAAUAACUCCUCAUCAGCAGGCUCAUCUCUCUUCCAUUCAUUCUCUGUUUCGUUUUUCUUAGCUAUUCCCCAUGAAGAAGAAUAAACACCAACAGCCUCUCCUGCUGUGCUUUCUGCUGCCCGUUUUCCUCUUCUUCCAAUCCAUAUCGGCUGUUGAUUUCGUUUUCAAUGGCUUCAACUCCUCCGAUAUGUUACUCUAUGGCCUGGCCACCGUUGAAUCUCGUGUUCUAACGCUCACGAACAACACAAAUUUCUCAAUCGGUCGUGCUCUUUACCCAGAAAAGAUCCAGGCAAGAAAUCCAAAUUCUUCUUAUGUGUAUCCUUUCUCAACUUCUUUCAUCUUCUCGAUGAUUCCUUACAAGAAUAUUCCUCCUGGGCAUGGCAUAGUUUUCAUUUUUGUGCCCGUUACUGAAAUCGAAGGCGCGACGUCAGCUCAAUAUCAAGGCCUUUUCAACUUGACCAGCAACGGGAAUGCCAAUGACCAUGUCUUCGGUGUCGAGUUUGAUGUGUUUAAGAACGAAGAAUUCGAUGACAUAAGCGCCAACCAUGUUGGAAUCGACGUGAACUCCCUCACAUCAAAUGCCUCACACGAUGCCGGGUACUGGCCCGACGACCAAAGAAGCGACAACAACAGCAAGGCUGAUGAUGAGAAGUCAUUCAAGGAAUUGAAGCUGAAUAGUGGUGAAAAUUACCAAGUUUGGAUUGACUAUUCAGAUUCUUUGAUUAAUGUUACUAUGGCUCCGGCAGGCAUGAAAAGGCCUCGGAAGCCUUUGUUGAAUGUUUCUCUUAAUCUUUCUGAGGUUUUUGAGGAUAAAAUGUAUGUUGGCUUUACUAGUGCUACCGGAAUGUUAAUUCAAAGUCACAAGAUUUUGGCUUGGAGCUUUAGUAAUUCAAACUUUUCGUUAAGCGAAAAUUUGGUUACCACCGGUCUGCCAUCGUUUAUUCUUCCAAAGGGUUCAAUAUUUCGAUCGAAAGGGUUUAUUGCAGGAAUCACAGUGGGAGGUUUCUUCGUUGUUGGUCUUUGUGCUCUGUUUGCUCUGUUUUUGAUCAAGAGGAAGCGAAGGAGAGCUAGGGAGAGAGAGGAAAUGGAAGAAUGGGAAUUGGAGUAUUGGCCGCACAGAAUGUCUUAUCAAGAAAUCGAUGUGGCCACCAGAGAAUUCUCAGAAGAAAAUGCGAUUGGAAGUGGAGGGAAUGGGACGGUCUAUAAAGGUGUUUUAGCAGGAGGGGCAGAGAUUGCAGUGAAAUGCAUUUCGCAUGAAAAUGAUGGGGUGAGAGAGUUUUUGGCUGAAAUUUCAAGCCUUGGAAGAUUGAAGCAUAGAAGUUUGGUGGGGUUGAGAGGGUGGUGCAAGAGAGACAUGGGGAACUUCUUUUUGGUUUAUGACUAUAUGGAAAAUGGGAGUUUGGACAAGUGGGUGUUUGAAUGUGAUGACAGGAAGAUGUUGAGCUGUGAAGACAGAAUAAGGAUUUUGAAAGAUGUGGCUUCAGCAGUCUUGUACUUACAUGAGGGGUGGGAAGCAAAAGUCCUACAUAGGGACAUUAAAGCCAGCAAUGUGUUACUUGACAAGGACAUGAACGGAAGGCUAGGGGAUUUCGGAUUAGCCCGAAUGCACGACCAUGGUCAAGUGCCUAACACGACUAGGGUGGUCGGGACCAUCGGAUAUUUGGCACCUGAAGUGGUUAGUAGUGGGCGGGCAUCGGCUCAAACUGAUGUGUUCGGAUUUGGUGUCUUGAUUUUAGAAGUCAUGUGUGGGAGGAGGCCUAUAGAGGAAGGGAAGCCACCUUUGGUAGAUUGGGCAUGGCUAUUGAUGGGACAAGGGCAAUUAAUGAAUGCCCUUGAUGAGAGAUUGAAGGGACGAGGCGAGUUUGAUGAGGAAGAAGUGGACAGGGUGCUUCACUUGGGCUUGUUGUGUGCUUACCCUGACCCAAGUUCCCGCCCAACAAUGAGACAAGUAGUGAAAGUGUUGGAGGGGAACAAAGAGGUGGAGGAAGAGGUUGAAAGUGAGGAUAUGAAUGCAUAUUUGCUCCAAAGAAUGAAAUCCAUGGGUAGGUGGUCUGAGAUUCCACAAAAUUUUGGGUCUUCAUCACACCCAAUAUUUGAAGAUAUUCGCCAGUUCAAGUCUUCAUCCAUGUCUUUCUCUUGGUCCAAUACUAUGGCGGAGGGCAGAUGAAUCUGUCAUCUCAGAAGCAACGGAAGAUUUCCUCAAAAAUGCUUGGGGAUUGACUUCCAAACGUUGGCAAAUAUUCAUUUGGUAAGUUGCGGCAUGCUUUAUCACUCCAACCAAGAAGACGGCAUGGAUCGAGACAUGAACAUGGUGUCCAUUUGAACAAAAUAUUGAGGGAAUAGUUUUGAUUAGCUUAUACCAAAACUCAAAACCUUUCCAUUCGAUUAUAUAGAGGAGUUUGUAUCCAUUUAUACUUUGUAGUGUUAACUGUACUAUUGAAUUUACAGGUAAGAAAUGAUAUA